Eutrema salsugineum is the source of this 1155-nucleotide messenger RNA. RefSeq lists its product as uncharacterized. NCBI's taxonomy places the organism in Eukaryota, Viridiplantae, Streptophyta, Magnoliopsida, Brassicales, Brassicaceae. The record is from RefSeq and is a predicted model, not a curated record. Bases 1 to 1155 code for a protein of 384 amino acids. The transcript is spliced from 2 exons.
AUGUCGAGCUGCUCCGACGAUUCGUUGGAUUCACUUUUUCAUUACGAGCCGAGCCGCAUAGAUGCCGAGGCGAGAGGUACGGCAGAAUCCUCCGAGGCGUCUGUUUCGCCGAGCCCCUCCAAUCGUUCAUCUGAUGAGGCGUCAAACCAUGCAAAUCCGUCAGAUGUCGGCUCUCUGGAUGACGAGUCGUCGGUUUCAAAGAGCCGUCCCCAGGAUCCCGUUCCUGGUGAAGACAUUAAUCGCGCCGCACUUAAGGCCGAGGAGGAGGCAUUUCCCUUUGACCUUUUCGAGGCAAAGCGUGAAUUGGAACGUCUCAUGGCGUCCCGAGGCGCUUCCACAUCUGGGCGAGGGCCAAGAGUUAAGAGACAAAAACCUGACCUGCCUGGCUCUACGCUUUGCUCCCUUGAGUCGCUCGAGGCGUUGAGGCAUCGCUUCGGGAUAUCCGAGGCGGUGGAGUUCGUCGUUCCAGAGAAGAGCGACCGAGCCGACAAGCCUCCAGAGAAUCAUUUCACUCUGUACGAGGCGUUCUUCGAGCUUUGCUUCCUCUGGUUCCCGAUCCCCGGAGUGAUCUUUGAAUAUCUCUGGAAACACGGGAUCUCGAUUGGGCAAAUCAUGCCGAGGGGAUUAGGGCAUAUGAUUGGCAUCUUAGUUCGAAGCUUCGAGUGCGGAGUUGAUAUCCAGCUGAAUCACCUGCUGAACUUGCUGGAAAUCAGGAAAGCUCCGAAGGGAAAUAGAUUCUAUAUUUCCAACAAGGCGAAGGGACGGAUCAUCGGCGGUUUUCCCAGCAAUGAUCAGUUUUGGACUGAACGCUUCUUCUACGUCUUGGUGAACGAGGCGUCGGUCGGCGAGAAUUAUGUUCAAAGAACCAAGACCGCUUGGGGACCACUUGUUCGGUGCUUUUUUCCCCCGAUUCCCGACGACCUCUUUACUGUUCGAGACUCUCUUUCGGCACGGAAGGUUAAUUGGAGGAAGAAUUUCACCCUCGAAAGAGUGGAAAAAGCGCGAGCCAUCCUUGCCGGAGUCCCCGUCAGCUCUUCAUCCUCCAGUUCUUCAAGAGAUACCCGAGAGAAGAUGGUGAUAAUCGCUCUCAGAGAGAGGAAGAGGCGCGAGGAAGAAGAGGCCGCGAGACGAGCUGCCGAGGCGGCUCAAGCGUAG